This is a messenger RNA of Didymodactylos carnosus, 3264 nucleotides long. The record is from the annotation of a GenBank genome assembly. Lineage: Eukaryota; Metazoa; Rotifera; Eurotatoria; Philodinida; Philodinidae.
GCGCCAAAUCCAUCUUCAGGUUAUUCCGGCCUGAGGGUGUGGUGUGGGGGUGAAGGUGAGGGUGAGGUGCGGGUAGGUUCACCCACACCACACCCUCAGGCCGGAAUAACCUGAAGAUGGAUUUGGCGCACUUUUUUGGGUGUUCUUACCCUUUGUUCUUUGUGUUCGUGGAUGUUCGUGAAUGUUCCUUGGGUGUUCGUGGAUGUUCGUGGGCGUUCAUUCAAAAUAUAUGUUUAAAAAGCGAAACUAUAAAAAGUUUUUUGGGUGUUCGUUAGACGUUGCUAUACUCAGUUCGACGAGCUCUAUCGAUUGGCUAACUCAGAUUUUAAUUUGGGGGUGUUCGUGGCUGUUCGUAGCUGUUCGUGGGUGUUCGCGUCUUUUAGCAAUACCCUAAACUAUAGGUAGGACGAUCGUGCGAGAGAGUAGUUACGUUUGCAUCCACCUUUACCUCGCUUUAUAAAAUCAUUCUUAUGUGUAGGAAGUCAAAUUCUUCUACUAGAAAACUAUUUUGACCAUCAGAACGGUGUUUUAUCAGUUAGCCCCAUCCAAGUCACGUUGUUCCACCAAAUUCGGAUUUCUGCCUGUACGUUAGCAUACAGUUACAUUAACUAUAGUUUGCGUUCUAUCAGUUAUAUCCGCAGAGAGAUUUAGAAAAACACCGCGUUUUCUAAAUAAAGUAACGACACCUAUGUGCACCAAAAACUUUUUGCGAAGAAAGAUCUUAAAAUCUUCUGGUGUUCUUACUAGUAAGUUGUUUUUUGCGAAAAUUUUUAUAUGAAAAUUGACAGUGUUACAAAUAAAUUGGAGAAAGGCAUUUGUCGUUACCAAACCGAGAGCGCAUGUGAAACAAAAAAUAACUGGAUGUAGGUUUCUCUCGACAAGUUUGUUCGUCGCCUUGAUCUUAUGCAUAGAAAGUUUAACCCUUUUAGUUUUUUUGUUUAGCUGAGAAAGAUAGAGGCCAAGCCGGCGAUUAAUCACAGUUUCCUCUCAACCAGGAAGAAUUUGGCGUCAAUUUAAAAAUUUAAAUAGUAGUUUUGCGUGACUAGAAUUUGACACUCUUUCGAAAUAGAAAUGGGUGUAUAAGUCAAGACAGAGGGUGAGGGUAACUUCUGCAAACUUUAUGUACAUUAGCUUGAUUUAUAAUGAAUUUUUUUCGUCUUUUUUUCUACAGCACCGAACACAACUACAACACCGAACACAUCAACUUUGCCUACUUGGACGGGUGAGUGAUCAGUCAUACAUCACCAAAAUCGCAUUUUAAUACUUUUUGGACAUCGGAAACUUAAGAUAUCAAGAGACUUAAAUAAGCCUUUUUUUAUCUAAUGAUCAGUUCAGCGAGCUCUACAUAAAUAGAGAGGUUUCAGCGAAAACCGAUAAAUUAAGUGUAAGGGUCAGAGAGUUCCCCUAGAAUUUCACUUGUAAACUGCACGGCUUGUGCACGUAGGAUGUAGCUUUUUCGAUCAAGUAUUAAUUUUCGAUAUUAAAAAUUCUAAAUACACUAUUAUAUGGAUUUUUUGACGCUAAAAACGAAUAUGAACUUAAUUUUUCGAAAACAUCGGCUUUUAUUAUUGAAAGCAGGUUUUUAAACAUUGCGAAAAGUGCAUUCUAAACUUUUGACGCUAAAAAAACUUUUCAAAAUCAAAAUUCUAAUCAUGUGGUUUUGUUCAGAAUUUGAUUAUCUGCGAAAUGGCGUAAUUCGUUUUUAGUUCGUAGCUCAGAAAAAGUAACGACACCUAUGUACACUUUCCAGCUUUCUGUACAAUUUUUACAGCUUCCGGUGUGCUACAACCUUGAAACUUUCAGAAUCUUCUAAAAUCGCCUAAAUGAACGCUUCCUGAAACUUUAGAGGCUUUCUGACCCUAGGAAGUGGUCGAACGAAAAACUGUGUCAUAGCGUCACGUUUUAAAUCCUUUUUAAAUUGGAACAACACCUCCUAACCAAAAUUUUUUUUACGAAUCAAUAGCACAUCUCUUCCUCUACAAAUCAGUCUUUGACAGUUUUCGUUUGGGCACAUAGUUUCUCAAAAAUUUAACGUUUGGACGCAUUUCCGUGGUAAAAAGGACCUAUCACUGUCACAGCGUCACGCAGUCCAAAACCUCACUUUCUAAUUUCGAUUUUCAACCGAUUUCUUUAAUUUUUAUAUGUUACAUGAAGUCUUUCGGUCCAGAUCGAAUGGCGAAAACGCGAGAUCUCCAGCUCUUCCCAUUGCUGACAAAAUUUUAAGUUUAGUAUGUCAAAAAAUGUCACAGCAACAUGCGUGGACAAGGCGUACAGUUUGAAAUCCCAUUUCAUAUCACCGACAAAAAAUUCAAGUUCAUUUAGAGUUAAAGAAAAGUGCUUUUUCGUAUUCAGCAAACUUGAUAACCUGGAACAUUUUCUAUUUUUAGCGAGGGGUACCGCCAAAAAGUUAAGAAAAAUUUUCAAAAUUGUAUAAUUUUACCAUGGAGAUUUUUCUGCGUCAAUUUGUUUGAAAAUUUUUCUUAACUUUUUGGCGGUACCCUUCGCUAAAAGUAGAAAAUGUUCCAGGUUAUCAAGUAUGCUGAACACGAAAAAGCACUCUCCUUUAACUCUAAACAAACUUUAAUUUUUUUUAUCGGUGAUAUGCUUUUUGAGUUUCCCACUUAAUGCGACUGGAUUGUCGUAACGAUUUAGCCAUCACAGCCGCUUGAUUUAAUCAGAGUAAUCAAUAUUACUUUUUUAAUUUAAGACGAAGUUUAUGUUACCACUAUUGACGUUUAUCCGAUUGUUGGUUCACUGGAAACUGGAAAUGAAGCACUGGUUGCAUUGCUCAAUCAAGAUCUUCUAACAUGUAUAAGUAAAUUUCAAGAAAUUGACCCUUGUUUAAAAUGGCCAUUUUCAUGUUCGAUGACACUACAGGAAAUUGUUGAAUUUCUUACCAACCUUAAAGUUGUCAAAGGAGUCGAUGAAGCACGUGUGGGGGCGGUUCUACGAACCAGAGGAUCACGAACAAGUGUUAAAGUGAGGUGCCUAGUCGAUGAUCUUGUCGCCACUGUGGAGCGAAAACGAGCUGAAACUGCACAAGGUACAAGAGAACGUCCAAAUAGCAACACAAGAGGUGAACAUGUAAUCAAUAACAGUGUUCUCAGCGUUCAAAAAGAUAUCAUCGAUAUGUUUCUCGAUGAUUCAAGAUUCAGUCCGAGUCAGCAUGCAGCUCUCAGAAAACUGCAGUUUGCGGUUUUUGCAGUUUUUUUCUUUGAUACAGAAAAGCUUGCCAGCGUUGCUCCAUCGGAGCAAAAAAUGUGA